Molecule: messenger RNA, 2352 nt
Organism: Mesorhabditis belari
Lineage: Eukaryota; Metazoa; Nematoda; Chromadorea; Rhabditida; Rhabditidae
Source: the annotation of a GenBank genome assembly
AUGCUCAAAAGUCUCAAGAUUCCAAUAUCUUACUUUGCGUUGACGCUGCAAUUCCUCUUGUGUUGCGCGGGCGCGCAGCCCGGCCCGGAGAAAGCCGAAUCGAUUGAUUCCUCACUGGACUCGCUCGAUGGGAAAAAGAAGAAAAGAAAAGGGAGAAAUCUCGGGAAAUGGUUGAGGAGAAAAGGAGAAGGGAGACGAGCGGAGAAUGUAAAAAUGUUGGAAGAAGAGGAGGAAAAUGGGAAAAACGAGGUGAAAAUGGAUCUCUCGUCGGUGGAGAAUGAUGAGGAAAUGAUCGAGAAUCGACGGGAAUCGCGGGAGAUUCGACCUAGGCCAAUUUUCUACAACCCACAAGUCAGCGAGGAGUCUUCGCAACGCGAUGAACAGUCAGCCUCCCCACAGCCGAAACGCGUUCAUUUCCAAAAGGCCGACAAGCCGAGACAAUCGAGAACAUCGACAGAGAUGCGCCGCGGACCACAGGGAUCGCCGAUGAAUCGACGCUAUUCGGCGUGUCCACCGGCACUCUCGUCGGGUCGGGCAACCCUCUCCGAGACGGCCAUGCAACGCACCUUCCAUGAGGCGAUGCGCAACCGAAGAACUUCGUUGCCGGCCACGAGUCUCACGUUGCCCAAGAAUACACAGGUAGCCACGUCGAACAUCUCGGAAGCGCGGGGGAUUCUCGUGGAUUUGUUGGCGGGCAAGGAUUUGUCUCCAUCAGUUGUUGGAUGUUUGCGAGCCGUGGCCACCUUGCUCACCCCACAAAAUCAAGUCACCCUCUCCACACAUCACACGGAUUUCGGGUUGCCUUGCGUAGUCGAGAAUCCGUACAGCGGUGAGCCGCUGCUCGUCUCGUCGAGCUCCAAGCCUCGAGUCUCAAAUAUCACGUUUUCCACGGUCACUUCGGCCACUGGACUGCCUACAAUUGCUGCCGAGCCGAACCGUCCCCGCUCUAGUCGAUCGGAGAGCUACUGGAAACCGGAAACCUCAUCGAAUGGCCCUGAUUCGAUUCACGAGACGUCAAGCUGUAACCGCUUGGAUGCGAGUACCUCGUCACUCGCCUCCGAAGACGGCACAAUUCGGCAACGAAACGAGGUGGAAAGCGACGAGACAUGUAACACGGUAGAGCCUUGUUCUUCAAUCGGUCCAGUGACCACAUUCGAUGGCACUUUUUACAAUCCGAAAGAGCUCGAGGUGGACCCGUAUUUGGGGAGGAUUUGUGAUUGGAAUUUGCCGAUUUUCGAGAUGAGCGACAAGUUCAGGACGACGAUUUUGUCGAGGCUGACCUACUCGAUCUUCAAACAGGCGGAUCUCUUUCGGAUAUUUCGACUGAACGCCCAAAAGUUCUUCAACUAUUUUCACCAAUUGGAGAAAGGAUAUUGGGAGAUUCCAUAUCACAAUCGAAUCCAUGCGGCCGAUGUGCUGCACGGGGUCUACUACUUGACGUGUCAUCCGGUUCACCCUUGUCUUGGCAGAGCGCCGACUCCGGAGAGCCCGACAGCGGGGAAUCAACGAAACUCGCAUCUCGACUUGGACGCGUCGAGUGUCGCCGAGAGUAUGAGCACGCUCGAGCUGAUGGCUUUAUACACGGCGGCUGCCAUGCACGAUUUCGAUCACCCGGGGCGGACGAAUGCUUUCCUCGUGUCCACCGAGGACUCCAAGGCGAUAAUGUACAACGAUCGGUCAGUGCUCGAAAAUCACCAUGCAGCCGAAUCGUGGCGCUUAUUGCAGAAAAAGGAGAAUUGCUUCAUCGAGGGACUCGACGCGGCCGAGACGAAGAGAUUCAGAUAUCUCGUCCUUGAGUAUAUCUUGGCCACCGAUUUGAAGCAACACUUUGAAAUCAUUAUGGCUUUCAACGAAAAACUUGCCGACAUGGAGCUGUCGAAUGAGUCCGAUCGGGUGUUAGUUGCAAAAAUGUUGAUCAAACUGGCCGACAUCAACAGCCCGAGUAAACCGUAUCAAUUGCAUCGCCAGUGGACAGAGAGGAUUUGCGAGGAAUUCUAUGAACAGGGAGAUGAGGAGAAGCGGCGCGGAAUGGUUGUCACCCCGUACAUGGACCGAAGCGAUCCACAGGUGGCUAAAUUGCAAGAUUCCUUCAUCGCCCACGUCGUCUCACCGCUGGCCGUCGCAUUGAAUGAGGCCGGUCUCUUACCUGUUCUCCCCGGUUUGGAAGAAGCAGAGAUCAUGAUCAAUUUGAAGCACAAUCACCAGAAAUGGUUGCUCGAGUUGGACAAUGGGAGCGCCUCGUCGGGUGUCGGCACGGGAAAUGAAACGAUCGAGGAAGAAUCUUCGACAAGCGAGAGCCCGGAGAAACUCGAGCGAACCCCGUCGAUCGACUCGACUGGAGAGGAUCGCUCG